AUGUUGAAAACAUUUAGGCUAGUUAGAGAAGAGGAUGAUCUGCGUCCGUGGGGAUUGCUGAUAAGUGAACGUGACGAUAAAGUCUUCUACGUUGCUUGCAUGCCGUACAUCAGUAUUGUGGCACAAUCUGGCUUGAUUUUGGAAGGUGACAGACUUUUGCAAAUCAAUGGAAGGAAUCUCUCUGGGCUUGGAUUUUGUGAUGUUUUGGAAGCAAUUAAUUCAAACAGAAAUGUCUUGGAAGUUUUAUUGUCCAGGGAGGUAUUGGAGGAGGAUAUUGUUGGGAAGGGAAGGAAAAUUGUAGAAAAUGAGUCAGUUGUACAAGAAGCUUGAUUACCGUAAUUUAUUUUGUUAUUUUAUUUUCUGGGAGCAGUGUAGUGCUGUGAGUAUUUUAGGUUCAGUGUAUCUCAUUUUUCACCAUACCGAG
Messenger RNA from Notodromas monacha, 424 nucleotides. The record is from the annotation of a GenBank genome assembly. NCBI's taxonomy places the organism in Eukaryota, Metazoa, Arthropoda, Ostracoda, Podocopida, Cyprididae.